UCAGGUAUGGCUGAAUUAAUUAACAUUAACAAUGAGCCAGGUGCAAUAUCGUCAUCAACACAAGAAGGUGAUGACUCAAAGGUACAAUCUCAAUCAGAACCUUCAACCAGUGAAGAAAGUAGCAACUCAAACCCAUCAUCAAUCGUACCCGAAUCUCCAAAGCCAUUAGCGUUUGUAAUCGACUUUGGUGAACGAAAAUCCGUCGAUACAAAUCGUUUUAAAAACAUGUUUGAAAAAUAUCAAAAUCGUCAUCGUCGGGGACAAUCAUUAUCAAAAAUUCAAUCACCCGUACAAAAAACGACCAACCCUGUACAAAAGCCACCAUCAAGUGUAUUCCCCCGUAAAACAGAUUAUCAUUCCGAAGGAUAUUUUUCAUCUGAUCAAGAGGAAAAAAGUGAUGCAUCAUUUAUACGACAAUUAAAAAUGUUAGGAUUAAAAUCGAAUGUGAUGAAUGCUGUGCAUGGUCAAACGAAGAAUGAUUUAACAUUACCAUUACAAAAUACAACGACUCAACGUUUAGGUGAAUCAAAUUUUGAUAUAAAUAAUAUUGUGAGUCCAGAAAUGGAUUUAAAAGACAUAUCUAGUCCAGAAUUUGAUAUUUUAACACCGUCAGAUCCUACACCGUGUAUGGUGAAAUCAAUGCCAGAAUUUAAUACGAAUACAAUACAAUCCGUCGUACAUAGUCCACAAGUUAUACAAAAAGAAUCAUCACAAAGUAUGUUUAUACCAUUUCAUCCGAUUAAUAAUAAUAAUCAUAUAGCUCCAAGUCCAAUAAAUAACAUAAAAAAUCAUAAAGUAGCUGAAAAUACAAAUACAAAUCAUAAAAUAGCUGAAAAUACAAUUGUAAAUAAUCUAACAAACAGUAUUAGUAUAACAACAACUAGUGAAAGUACGACAGAAGAAAGUACUACAAACAAUAUCGAUGAUAGUUAUGAAAUUCAAGAGUUCGAAGAUUCUGAUUCCGUUAGUGAGGCUGGUACUUACACUUUAGAUGCGGAUAAUUAUACAGAAGAACAAAAAGCACGGAUGAGUAUUGAUCGUGAAAUAACAAAUAUACCAGAAUUGUCGGCUGCCCAAAGGACACAACAUUUUGUGGAAAGUACUCUACAAUAUGUAUCAAAUAAUUUUGAAAGUGAAACAACAACAAAUUCAGUUGGAGAAGGUGUGAAAAAUAUUAAUCUACGAAAAACUACAACAGAAAUCUCAAUUGAUGGCAAUAAUUCGUUAAAUCUAGUCAAAAAGAAUGUUAUUUUAAAUAAUAUCGAUUCAAUACGUAAAAAUAAGAAUACUAAUAAAAUAUUAUUUGCUAGUUCAAAAGCGAAAAAUGGUUGUGGAUUAGAACAGGAAAUUGAUACAGGUCGUUUUACAUCAAUAACAACCUGUGGGGUAUUUAAUCAAGAAAAAAAUCGUACUCAAUCACAAACUGUUGAAUUAUCACCCGAGAAAAAAUCACCAUCUCGACGAAAUAGCUUAACACGAUCGGAUGUUUAUUUCGAUAAUAUUAAGCAAAUCGAUCAAACCGUUAAAAAACCACCGAUAAGUCCCACGAAAAUACCUUCACCGAUUCAUAGUUUAUCACGACCACGUAGUCGAGCUAGUGCGGAUUUAUCUGAUAGUAGUGUAGAAACUGAUUGUUAUUUAAAACAUACCCAAAAUGUAAUCUCGAAUUUACAAGCACGUUUAACUUCUGAUACAAAAUAUGAUCAACAACGGAAUAAAAUUGCACAAAAUAUAUUAAAAAAUCAAACGAAACAUAUACGACAUAACUCGUAUGAUUCAAAAAAUACGAAUAAUAAGUUAGAAAAUUUUCAAGCGAAAUUAUUUACAACAAAUAUUGAUCAAACACCGAACAUAGCAACACGAAGUCCAACACACAAACUAUAUAAUUCACCCAAUAAUAGUCCAAUAAAACGUUCGAGUAGUUUUUCGGUGAAACAUUUACAAACAAGUACAGAAUUUGGUUAUAUUAAUUCACCGAUAUCAUCUCCACGGGUACCAAAAGAAACAAAUUUAUUACGUAUGUCACCAAAUUUAAAUGAUAAUUCAAAAGUGCAUCGAUCAUCGUCUACGGCUAGUAUUAAAAAACAUUUAAAUCCAUAUCAUAAUCGACGACAUAGUGCAAAUUCACCAGAAAAUCGUUAUGUGUCAAGUAAUGAAUCGUUAAAUCAACAGAAAACAACACGUCACGAGAAUAAGAAUCAAAUUUUAGUUACAUCAGAAUCAAGUAGCGACGAUGAUUUUGGUAAUAACAUAUUUAUUCGAAAUAAAGAAGUCAAUAAUAUCACAAAUACACGACAUAAUCGCGCAUUUAGUUUACGUCGAGCACGUUUAGAUUUAGAACCAGUCAAUACAUCGAAAUGCCCGAAUACACCAGAGAUGCGACGAAAAUUUGUAUCAAAUACACCAUCAUCUAUGGCAAUUACAACACCUGAGUUACAGAAAAAAACUGGUACGGUACGUAGUGCAUCGAUUGAUUCACGGAAACCUGAAGUGAAAAGUCGAUAUUUAUCGAAUAUCACAAAAAAUACAAAACCAGUUGCAACAACAACGAUAUCGAAUGCAUCGUCAGUGAAUAAUGUAUUAUCGAAAAGUGUUCCAAAUAAUCGAAGUUCAUCGUCAUCGUCAACGGUUUCAUCUAGUGGUGUUGUUAAAUCAUCGUCGUUAAGUGUUCCUCCGAAAAAUACUGCAAUUGCUAGAACGGACUCAGGAAGAUUUAGUAUGCGUGCUGUAAAACCUAAACAAACCGUUACUACACCAAAAACUAGCAAUAAAAAAGGUAAUCGUAGCAAUUCAACACUAACAAGUCGUGAAGUAGAAUUUCAAAAUUGGAAGCGGAGAAAAAGUUAUGAUCCAAUGAAAGCGGCCGCUGAAGGAAAACGUAAAGCUGAAUUAAACAAAAAAUUGAACCAAAAUAAUUCGAAUAAUAUAAUGACACAAUCCUAUACACAAACUAGCCAAGAGUGUGAUAGCUCACCAAGUCAUUCUAGCUCAGUGCAUCGAUCACAAAGUUUUCAUGGAACAGGAGGUCUUGAUAAUUAUAUAUCAAGUGAUGAAGAUUUAACAUUAUCGGCUGAUGAUGGUGAAGGUAUUACACCUCCAGCACCAACGCCAAAUACAAGAAGUCCAGAUAAAGUAAUAGGUAGCCAAUCACAUGUUAAACAAGCAUGGUGCGCGAAAAAUACUCGAUAUUAAUUUGUAAGUAAAUUAUAUAAAACGAUUUAAAAAAAAAAUCAUAC
Molecule: messenger RNA, 3236 nt
Organism: Chrysoperla carnea
Lineage: Eukaryota; Metazoa; Arthropoda; Insecta; Neuroptera; Chrysopidae
Product: serine-rich adhesin for platelets
Exons: 3
Coding region: 7-3192 (1061 amino acids)
Source: RefSeq, a predicted model, not a curated record